Molecule: messenger RNA, 1765 nt
Organism: Olea europaea var. sylvestris
Lineage: Eukaryota; Viridiplantae; Streptophyta; Magnoliopsida; Lamiales; Oleaceae
Product: ABSCISIC ACID-INSENSITIVE 5-like protein 2
Exons: 6
Coding region: 691-1680 (329 amino acids)
Biological process (GO): positive regulation of DNA-templated transcription
Cellular component (GO): nucleus
Molecular function (GO): DNA-binding transcription factor activity
Source: RefSeq, a predicted model, not a curated record
AAUUUUAUGGCCGAUCUUGGAUUGAUCUGUCCCUAGUUGGCGCUGCAUUGCUAGAUGCUCCACAAGCUUUUCCUCUAUUCUCCUUCAUUUGCACAUCUGUUGAAGUUUCAUGUCUGUGCCAAUAUCUGAUGUUUUAAUGUUUGUCAAGGAUGAGGAUUUCACAAAUUAGUCAAUGUUCCAUGGCCUCUAAUAGUUAACAAUAGGAUUUCACGGGAUUUUGAAUGUUCAACCAGUUAAUCCAAUGCCUUCUUGAUGUUGGCACCAGUAGGCAUCACUGAGCUGCCUGGUUCGUCUGUCAAAAGCUCAACGUGGGUCUGAUCAAACUCGAACAGUGUUAUGAGCACAUCCCAGGCGACUUGAACAUCUUUAUGACAUCUAUGUAACUCAUUAGGGGAGAAUAGAUUUUUCUCUCUUUCCCAUGGUAUUUAUUUCUUUUGCAGGGGGUUUUUUUGUUCUCAUUUAGCAAAUGCUGGACCCCAGUAGUUGCUCAUGCAGACUAAAUUCUCACUCCUAUAAGUCAAGUCUCUUUUUCUGGGAUUCAACAAUGGUUGUUGCAUGCAGACAAAAAUCGCACUCUUAUAAGUCUCUCUUUUUCUUGGAUUCUUCUUAUUCUUCUUGAUUCAUUUUUAUGCAGAUGGUAAUUUGAAGUUUGUCGAAAUAGAGAAGGGCUGUUGGAUGUAAACCAAAAGAAUGGGAUUACAGGGGGGUGAUAUCAAUAGUUUUGAACUAUUUGGUGGUGCCCACCCAAAUUCUAAUCUGAUGGCCGGUUGGGGAUCCUUGUCUGGUUUAGAUCUUGGUGAAGUUAAGAACCAACUGUGGGACUUAGGGGAGCCUCCAAGUAGCUUGAAUGUUGAUGAAUUACUCAUGAAUGUCUGGACUUUUGGGGUUAACAAUCAAGCAAUGCAGGUUGUUGAUUAUGAGCCAGCCUUUGAUCGGCCUGAACCGGACAGUUCUUUGAAUCCACAAUUCAGCCUUGGGCUAACCCGUGAUCUGAACAACAGUGUUGAUGAGCUUUGGCAGGAAAUCCAACAGGGCCAGAGUAGUCUAGAUAGGAAGGACAGUCUAGGGGAUAUGACAUUGGAGGACUUCUUGAUUAAGGCUGGGGUGGUCACCGAGUCAUCUGCCCUGAAAAUAAAUCCAGGCUCCAUACAUCAUAUUGUUGAUCCUGCACAACAGGAACAAAGCUUGCAGCCUGUUUUUAUGCCCGGCCAUCUGAAUCGCCAGCCUAUUCCUACAGGCGGAAGUCCGGUGAUGAAUGCAGUUUAUUCUGAAAUGGAACUAGUCAUGUCUCCAUUGAAUUUGAUGGCCACUAUGUUGGGGACACAAAGUCGUAGACGACGGAGGGUUCCCCUCGGUGUGAUUGAAAAGAUUGGUGAAAGAAGGCUAAAAAGGAUGAUCAAGAACCGGGAAUCAGCAGCGAGGUCACGAGCUAGAAAGAAAGCUUACCAGCAUGAGCUCGAGAAUGAGGUUUCACGUCUGGAGGAGGAAAAUCGAAGGCUGAGGCAAAGGGAGACUAAGGAUAUUCACGUCGUGCAUAUUCCUCUGGAAAAACCUUGUUGUGCAAAAGGUUCUUGCAUAGAAGUCAAGUGCAUUCAUAUAAUUCAAUCUCUUCAGCACACAAAUGACAAAAUUUAUUAUCUACCAGACACCUUUUCAAGUUUCUUAGAUCAAUACAUUUGAAAGGAGGUGGAGCUGAAAUUGCCUAAAGAACCACUGACGGAGCCGAGGUAUCAACUGUGCAGAACCAGAUCAGCCCCUGUAUGAG